AUGGCUGAUCGAGAGGUCCAAUAUCCAUCAACUUCUCAUUCCUACAAAUUGAUUAGUAUAAUUUCUAGCAGUGCUAGUUCCACGGUUUACAAGGCCAAGUAUUUGAACACUGUGGUGGCAAUCAAAAUAAUUCAUCUUGAAAAAUCGGGUUCAAAUUUGGAGAGUGGUUUACGUGAUGCAAGAGAAGUCUCACAUGAAAACAUUCUUACUGCCUACUGUUUCUUUAGAUCUAAUGAUUGUAUUUGGGUGAUAUUGCCAUUGAUGUAUUCUUUAUCAUUGAUAAAAGAUUAUUUGCCUCAUAGGUUAAACGAGCGACAGAUUGCCAUUAUUUUGAAACCAACUCUAACGGCAUUGUCUUUUCUUCACAGACAGAAUAUAUUUCACAAAAACUUGAAGCUAUCUAAUAUUUUGAUAGACUCGAAUGGAUCAGUUAAAAUCUCUGACUUUGGUACCUCGAGCUCAAGUUCCAAGUACGUAAAAAGCAAAAAGUCAGUGUUAUAUUGGAUUGCACCAGAGGCAAGAAACUCACGACGACAACGUAAUAAUGACAAUGCUAAGGCUGAUAUAUGGAGUUUUGGAAUUUGCGCAUUAGAAUUAUUUCAUGGUGGUCCUCCUAUAACUUGUCUCCCUAAUUCAAAGCCUUUGCUACAACAAAUUAGAGAAAGGAUUGAAUUACCAGAUGGGUAUGAGAAUUAUAUUACAAAUCCAAGAAAAUUGUCCGAAAAAUUCUGUGAAGUAGUGAAAAGUUGCUUGAGUCCAAAUCCUGAAAGCAGGCCCACAACCGAAGAUUUGCUAUGUUACCCAUUUUUCGAGAAUCGUAGGAAUAGUGAGGUUUGUCUCAAAAAACUGGUGAAUGAGGUUGAAGGCAAGGUUAGGGAGAUUAGUGAACCCAAUAUUACUUUGGGCAAAUUUGAUGAAACGUUAGGCUUAUUAAAAUCAAGUGGUGGAGUUGAUGAUAGAAGGGUUACCAUGCAGAUUCGAGUACCUUCUCAUGCACACACUGAGAAUAUUGAGGCUGAUGGUAUGGUUCAUAGGGCAACUAAGCGAAGUAGAGUAGUACACGCUAAUUCCACUCAGAAUAUUGAGUCUGUUGCUACAAUUGAUAGGGUUACUCAAUUUCAAACAAUCAAUGAGUCAACUCAAGCAAAUGUAGGUCCUAGUGCCAAUGGACAUGUAAAUGUGGGUAUUCAGUCUGAAAUUGUUGAACCACCCAAUGGCUCAACUCAGAAUAUUGGGACUGAUGGAACAAUUGAUAGGGUUACUCAACCUCAACAUUUUCAAACAAUCAAUGAGUCAACUCAUGUAAAUGUUGGUCCUAGUGCCAAUGGACAUGUAAAUGUGGGUAUUCAAUCUGAAAUUGCUGAACCACCCAAUGGCUCAACUCAGAAUAUUGGGAUUGAUGGAACAAUUGAUAGGGUUACUCAACCUCAACAUUUUCAAACAAUCAAUGAGUCAACUCAUGUAAAUGUAAGUCCUAGUGUCAAUGGACAUGUAAAUGAGGAUACUCAGUCUCAACUUUUUGAACCACCCAAUGGGUCAACUCAGAAUAUUGAGACUUAUGGUAUAGUUGGUAGGGUUUCUCAAUCGGUUCCUAGUGACAAUGGACAUGUAAAUGAGGGUACUCAAUCUCAACCUUUUCAACCACCCCCUGGGUCAACUCUGGAUAUUGAGACUUAUGAUACGGUUCGCAGGGCUACUCAGCGGAUUGGAGUUGGUCGUGCUAGGAUUCCUCCAUCUCGACCUUCUCAAUUACAACAUGAGCCAACUCUAGUAAUUAAGUGUCCUAGUGGCAAUGGACAGGUAAAUGAGGAGGGUCCUCACUCUCGACCUUCUAGACCAGCCACUGAGUCAACUCCGAGUCCUAGUGCCAGUGAGACCAAUGAGGCUAUUACUAUGGACUAUACUGAUGAUCUAAGUCUAAUUUUUCAAAGGAAUUGGCUGAGAAAUUGGGAUGAAAAGUUAAAGCAAAAGAUACCUGAGAUCUCUCAGCUUUCAACUAGGGUGAAAGAUAUGAAUGCCUUCCUGGAUGAUGAAAUAAGGAACAUCACAGAAUAUCGUAAUGAAAUAAGAAACGUCAUAGAACAUCAUACUAAAAUAAGGAACGCCACACAUCUAGAAGGGUUGAAAGAUUUCCUGCUUAAUCCCAAUAUCCUCUCAAGUCCUAGGCAAAUUGUGCUUGAUAGUAUGAGCUUUGGGGAAUUACUCAAUGCCUUAUUAGAUUGCAUGAAAAAGCAAAUGAAUGAGGUUGGUAAUUUAAGGAAUUUAUAUUUACCAUCAGAUUACAGUGUGUCUGAGCAAGAGCAAAUGAUGAUGAAGAGGUUGCUUCAGUCAGUGUUGACCAUGCUGCACGAGGAGGAGGACAUCAUUCAACAUUUCAAGACUCAACGUUCUUUUUAA
Quercus robur (English oak) is the source of this 2397-nucleotide messenger RNA. RefSeq lists its product as uncharacterized. Gene Ontology annotation, molecular function: protein kinase activity; protein serine/threonine kinase activator activity; ATP binding. The record is from RefSeq and is a predicted model, not a curated record. The coding region runs from base 1 to 2397 and encodes 798 amino acids. The transcript is spliced from 7 exons. Gene Ontology annotation, biological process: protein phosphorylation. Lineage: Eukaryota; Viridiplantae; Streptophyta; Magnoliopsida; Fagales; Fagaceae.